Messenger RNA from Alternaria atra, 1536 nucleotides. RefSeq lists its product as uncharacterized. Bases 1 to 1536 code for a protein of 511 amino acids. Gene Ontology annotation, molecular function: FAD binding. The record is from RefSeq and is a predicted model, not a curated record. The transcript has 4 exons. NCBI's taxonomy places the organism in Eukaryota, Fungi, Ascomycota, Dothideomycetes, Pleosporales, Pleosporaceae.
AUGUUUUCUAGCGUCCUGAAACCAUUAGCUGUCGCAGGUUGGGUCUUUACUUCUGUCGUGCCAACCGUCUCAGGAGGUCCCACUUCGCCGUUUGAUAUCUUUCCUAGAACCCCUGCAGCAGGUGUCGACGUGAAGACUCUUGCGCCACAGCUCUCUGCCAACGCCAAGAUCUACCUCCCGGGCACCAAAGAGUUCGCUACCUACACAACCCGUUGGUCAAACUUAGAGGCUCCCACACCGAAUAUCGUAGUUGCCCCAGGCACUGAGAAGGAUGUUCAAAAGAUCGUCAAGUUUGCGAAUGACAAUAACAUUCCUUUCCUUACCUACAACGGCCAUCAUGGAACUCUCACGACCCUGGGAAAGAUGGACUAUGGUAUUGAGAUCUAUCUGCCUCAAUUGAACUCCAUCUCAAUCGCCAAGGACGGAAAGUCGGUGACCUUGGGUGGUGGCGUCAACUCAAAGAAGGUGACGGAUGCUCUUUGGGCUGCCGGAAAGCAGACGGUCACUGGAACUUGCGAAUGCGUUAGCUACUUGGGACCAGCCCUUGGCGGCGGUCACGGGUGGCUUCAGGGUCACCAUGGCCUGGUAACUGAUCAGCUUCAGUCCAUGAAUGUGGUUCUCGCGGACGGAAGUUUAAAGACGAUCGAUAGUAACUCAGACUUGUGGUGGGGUAUGCAGGGUGCUGGCCACAACUUUGGUAUUGUCACAUCUGUCACCACCAAGGUUUACGACAUUGAACACACCAAUUGGGCAAUUGAGACCAUCGUUUUCAGCGGAGACAAAGUCGAGGAGGUCUACGAUGCUGCCAACAAGUACAUUCUGCAAGAUGGAAAGCAGGCCGCGGACAUCAUCAACUGGUCUUACUGGUUGAAUGAUGCAACACUCGAUGCUAAGAGGCCUGUGAUCAUCAUGUACAUCAUUCAAGAGGGUGUUACCGCCGUUGAUGCCAAGUACACCACCCCCUUCCACGACAUCGGUCCUCUCGCCACCACACCUCAGUCCGGUACCUACAAAGAUCUUGCAAGCUGGACUGGUAUCGCCCUUGAUUCACCGCCCUGCCAGGACUUUGGCUUCAACAACCCUCGCUUCCCCAUCUACACAUCUACCUACAACAUCACCUCGCAGCGAACGGCCUACGAUCUCUACGCCUCAGCCAUCUCUGGUUCCGAUAACCCAUACUACAACUCUAUCUUCAUGUUUGAGGAUUAUUCCAGCGGUGGCGUCCGUGACCGCACCAACGAUGCUACCGCAUUUGGCUUCCGCAACGAUCACAUUCUCGCGGCGCCGCUCGUUAUCUAUAACUCCACUGGCCAAGUACAAGAUGAUGCGGUCAAGAAGCUCGGCACUCAACUGCGUGACAUUAUUCGUGAGGGUACAGGGUCUGAGGAGCUACAUACUUAUGUAAACUAUGCUUAUGGUAACGAGGGACCACAGAGCUGGUAUGGUUACGAGAGCUGGAGGCAAGAUAAGCUCAAGGCGCUUAAGCAGAAGUAUGAUCCUAAGGGCAAGUUCAGCUUCUACGCACCUAUCGCGUAG